Molecule: messenger RNA, 2220 nt
Organism: Cyphellophora europaea CBS 101466
Lineage: Eukaryota; Fungi; Ascomycota; Eurotiomycetes; Chaetothyriales; Cyphellophoraceae
Exons: 1
Coding region: 1-2220 (739 amino acids)
Source: RefSeq, a predicted model, not a curated record
AUGGCGAAAGCCAAUGCACGUUCUGGCGAUCGCAGCCACAAGUUGCUUGCAAAAGUUAACCUCUAUUGUAAAGAAUGCAACGCCCAAAUUGGUAUCUUCAGCAACGAAUGGGUGCACUUGACACCUUCAUAUGCGAGCCCGAAAGAACGGGGACAGAAAUUCGGAACCCGCGUCGGGGACUCUACGAAGAAGGUGCCUGAUGGAGUUGCUCACAGACUGGCGGCGGGCUGCGAAAUGGCCGAGGUCUUCUGUGAAGGAUGCAAUACUCAUAUUGGCCAACACUGCAAACGAGCGCCGGAGUCUAAGAAGGCGCAAAUGGUCGGCCAGGAUUUCUACAAACUGUCGAAGACAUACCUCAAGGGUGCGAAUACUGCAAAGAGAACGGAACCUGUGUUUGUGGAUGACGUGGAUGCUGGACCUUCGACGCCUAUUGCUAAACGAAAGAAGGACAGCAGCGCACAAGGUUCUAGUUCUGUUGCGCGCCCGAAAACAUCACCACCCGAGACGGGGCCGGUGAAUAACGACGAAGAAGAGCGUGCGAAUAACAAGGUGGAACAUCAGGCAGUGCUCGAUCGAAUGGCCGAGCUCGAGCGACUUGUGCGAAGCGGUGGUUUCGCUGCAUGCGUUGCACCUCCCCGACAGGAAUAUGGUCAGCCUCCACCGCAACAGUAUGGGCCGCCAUAUGUCGGUCUCGGCUUUCCUCAUUCGCAGCAUGCCCAGAUCAUCGAGGAUCAGAAGAGGCAGAUUGCAUCGAUAACGGCCCAAGUUAACGGCCUACAGGGCACUAUCGAAGAUCUGCGGGACAUCAUCUCAGACUUGCGAGCUGAGAAAGCGCGGCAACAGUCUGGCUCACUCCAGGAAACUGCAAUUAUGAAUCGAUUCGAGGAGAUGAUGAAGUCCGUUAGAGACGGCCAGGCAGUAGCCGAGGAGACUGACUUCCUGCGCGUUGAGAAUCGAAAGCUCAAGGAAAGGUUGUCAACGAUCGCUGGUGCCAUGGGCCUUCCCCCAGACGGCUCGUCAGAAGACGAAGAUGGCUCCGCAAAUAGCCUUGGAAAACGUAAGAGAACUGAAGAGCACCCGGCCCGUCCAUUCUUUCGCAAUCAAGAGUCACUCGCCCCUGCUGAAGGUUAUGGUCCACUGCAUGGAAACGAUCAAUUCCAUCCGCCAACCCCUGAAUCACUACAGGAGCUUGCAAACGCCCGGGAGCCUACGCCAGCACUACGGCAGUCCGUAAAUGGCCAUGGCUACUUUCGACACCAGUCCACAAGCUAUGGCCCUGCCCCGUUGCGGCAUCAAUACAGCGACCCGGGCCUCGGUCAGUACCCCCCAGCAGCUUCAUUAUAUGGCCCGCCUCAGCCACGCGAGAGUCAUUAUGCCAAUCCUAAUGAGCAUUUUGCACGACAGAAUGCUUCGCAAAUCCCGCCUCCAAUUCUGGCUAGACCGGAGUCGCGAAAGGACCCCCAGGUCGCUGGAAGCGCUUCGAGAUCUAGAAACUAUCCUGCAGACAGUGGCCCGGUCAUGGGCGACAGCGUUGAGUUUAGUGACGACGAGAUAGCGACUCCGGCCCCGGGCGACGCUCCGCUGUCUGUUCCUCGCAAGCGUCCCCAGCCGCCUAUCUUCCCAGGUGUUGGACCAACACCAAAUCAUCGAGGAAACCGGAUGGGGCAUGCGUUGAUUGAUCCAUCAAACUCUGGCGCACCACAUGGGCCUUUCGAGGGUCAACCUCCGCAGCAAACACCCGUCCAACCUGCACCAUAUCGACCUCCUCCAUUCCCGCGACCUGGUGCUUGCACGAGUCUGCGUCAACCCGCGUUGGCGCCCGGCAUAAACAAUGCCCUGAACUUCACGCCUGGGGAGAUUGCGCGACGAGUUCGAAAAGACAAAAAUCUACCCGAGUUUUCUGUUGCUGGUAAGGAAGAAUCAACACCAGGCCCGACCACCAGCGGAACGAGGACGCAAAUGACGUCGCAUAUUCCAAUUGAUCCUGCCCUGGAGACGACUGCAGACGGUCUGCCCCUUACUGAGGUCACGAACCAACAGAACGAUCGCGGAAGGCGAGGUCAAAGCGAGGAGGGUGGUGGGGAAUACCAGCCUGAGAAAUACCCAGCGAAUCAGAGAACGGGGACAGGCCCGACCACGAGGCGUCGGCAGCGCAAGUCGGACAUGGAGCGAAGAGACGAUUUGGCAAGAGAUGCGAUGCUGUCAGAAGAAGGAACUUAG